CGGUGCUCUCCCUCCGACACAACACACAAACACACUUACACACUGGCACACACUACAACCAUCAGGACCUUUCCUUUUCUCUCACUCACCCUUUCUCAUCCCUCAAUAUUGUGUAGUCUCCGUGUGGUGAAUCCGACGAGAUCUCGAACCUUUCGACUAAGAACCCUUGGGGAAAAUACAUGUCUUAAUUUUUUUUCGGCGAGUGACAGUGAGUUUCAGGCCUUUUCCCGGCCGAUCUUAACGGCAACGUCACUCCAUCUUGGUGAGACGUUCUCGGAGGACGAGCGUAGCCAGGUGAGACUUGGGGGCUACGACUCUGCUACGUACCAGUUCUAGUUAGAAGUUCGUGUUGGUGGCUCACGAGGAUUCUACGAUGGUUCUGAUAGACAUCCAUCAAUAACCAUGCCGCCUCGAAGAGAACCACGUACUUCCUCCGAAUCUAACUUUCCUGAUAUUGGCCAAUUGGGUGAGGCCAUUGCUAAUGUCAUUCAGUCUUCAUUGUGCCUUCCCCAGUGGACUCCCCUGGAGACAAUUUAUAAUUUAAAGUUGAAUAAUUUUGUUGGUACUGAGGAGCCUGAGGAAGCUGAGUGUUGGCUCAAUCAUGUCGAGAAAACUUAUCGAGUGAUGCAAAGGCAUGAGAAUUUCCCUGAGGAUAGAUGGGUAGAGAUGACUACUUGGUUUAUAGGUGAGGAGGUUGCAUCCUGGUGGAGGAAGGAAUCUUUUCAGUUGUCACUAGAAGAAGCCGCAGACUGGGAGGUUUUUAAGCAGCUAUUCCAGAAGAGAUUUGUACCUCCAGAGUAUAUAGAUCGUAAGAAGCAAGAAUUCACGCAUCUAAAGCAAGGGAAAAUGUCAACUAAUGAGUACUAUGGAAAGUUCAUUGAUUUAUCUCGGUAUUGUCCGGAGAUUGCUGAGAAUCCUGCUGAGAUGCUUCGACAAUUCAAGUGGGGUACUCGAAAGAAGUGGCGUUCUAUAGCGACCACGAUUCCCUGCUCUACAUGUCAGGAGUUUUAUGAGAUUCUACUGCGGGUUGAGGAUUCUGAAAUGAUGCCCAGUGAUAGUGAGGAAGAGGAAGAAAAAGAUAAUAAUCAGAAGAAAAACAAUAAUAAAGAUAAAGGUCAGUCAUUACAGGGACCUCGUAAAACGCAGAGUUUUAAGAGAAGUGGUAUUAGUUCUGGCUCUUCUAGUGGGGGUUCGAGUUCCACGGCACCGUGGAGGGGUGGUCAUUCAGGAGGUUCCCGCUUUCAGAGACAGAGGGAUUUUAGUGGUUCUGGUGAUCCAUUCUGCCAUAGGUGUAAUGGUCAACAUUUUAGGGAUUGCAGACAGGGCAGCAGAAGAUGUUUUGUUUGUGGUCGGACGGGACAUCGGGCUGUUCAAUGCCCACAGAACCAACAGAAAUCCCAGCCACCUGCCUUACCACCAGCAGUUCCACUUCAGCAGGUCCCAGGGCCUAGUGCUUAUACCUCGACGAGUUAUGGGGGUGCAUAUCAUUAUCAGGGAGAUAUAGCUCCAUAUUUUGGAGGACAAUAUCAGUACCCACACGAUCUGUAUCAUCAGAGUGGUUAUGCUCAGUAUCCAGGAGGUUACACACCAUAUCCACCAUAUUUAGGUGGUGGAUCACAGUGGUAUCCUGGAUGGCAGUCCCAGAACGUUGAGGUUGCUUCUAGCAGUGCAGGAUCAUCGAGGCAGCCUAAUCAGCCUUGUCAGGGACGUGGAAAUCAGACUAAUGGAGGUCGCAGAGGACGACAACAGCCACAUGGCCAUGUUCACCACAUUACUCUGCAGGAUGCGUGGAGUAAUCCUGACCUUAUCAUGAUGGUUUCACAUAUAGGCGAGAUGUUCCAAGAGGACAAGCGUAGCGAGGCGAGACUUGGGGGCUAUGACCCUGCUACAUACCAGUUCUAGUUAGAAGUUCGUGUUGGUGGCUCACGAGGAUUCUACGACGGUUAUGACAGACAUCCAUCAAUGUAGGGUUCUCUUUCAUAUCCUGUAUAAGUAGUAUUUAGCUUGCUGGACUGCACUUUGGUACCUAUGCUCUAAUUAUGUGUAUCUACAUUCUAAUACUUCCACUCGUACUUAUAUACUAAUCUAGUGUAAGUUAGUUUGGUUUUUAUUUAGCUACAUUAUCUUAACACCUUCAUUUCCUCACGGCACACAUGACUACGUCACCCUUACUUGACGGCUAGCAUGCCUCGAUUUAGGUCAGGGUGUGUCAAUAAAAGUAUGCGUCUUUGAUUCCAUAAAAA
Messenger RNA from Malus domestica (apple), 2243 nucleotides. RefSeq lists its product as uncharacterized. The record is from RefSeq and is a predicted model, not a curated record. Gene Ontology annotation, molecular function: zinc ion binding; nucleic acid binding. Lineage: Eukaryota; Viridiplantae; Streptophyta; Magnoliopsida; Rosales; Rosaceae.